AUGCAAUUAAAUUUCGUCACCCUCGACGUCUUCACCCUAAAGGCCUACGGCGGCAACCCGCUAGCCGUAGUCUUCCUCCCCGAGGCAUCGGCAUCCGCCCCUCUAACCCAACGCCAAAAACACAUCAUCUGUAAGGAAUUCAACCUCUCCGAAACCAUCUUCGUCUACCCAGUCACCGAGCACAACAAACGCACCAUCGACAUCUUUACCGUCGAAUGCGAAAUCCCCUUCGCGGGCCACCCCACCAUCGGCGCUGCUUCAUGGUUCCUCUCCCACGCUGCCGCCUCCAAUAGCGGGGUUGAUACUUUAGUCACCAAAUCAGGCGAGAUCCCGAUUUCCAUCUCUGAUCAAGCGACGCAGGCCGUUGCGGCUAAGAUUGCGCAUAAUACGCGCAUUCAUCAGAAUCGGUUCCCGUUGGAGGAAUUGCUGAGGCUGCAUUCGAGUUUGAAAUCUUUCUUUAAGGCUGGGACGGACUUUCCGCUGUUUUCCAUUGUUAAUGGGAUGAGUCAGACGUUUAUUGAGUUGCCAAAUUUGGAAGCGUUAGCGGCUGUUACUACUGCUAAUGGGGGUGAGUAUCUUGAUGUGCAGCAUGGGGCGUAUCUGGAUGAGGGGUGGAGGUCGGGGUUGAUUUGUGUCUACUUCUUUGUGAGGGAUGUGGAUGAUGACAUCUUGGGGAAGAAGGUGAUCCGCACGAGGAUGAUGUUGGGUGGGUUUGAGGAUCCGGCGACUGGAAGCUCGGCGAGUGGGCUUACGGCUUGGUUGGCUCUAACAGAGGGGAAGGCUGGGGAGGAGUAUCAGUAUCAUAUCGUGCAGGGUGUUGAGAUGGGCAGACGGAGUGAUAUUGGGGUUGUCGUUGCUCUGGAUGGUGAGAAGAAGAUUGAAAAGGUGGAAUUGACGGGCACUGCUGUACAGGUGUCUGAGGGAAAGAUUGUUGUCCCUGAGUAG
Molecule: messenger RNA, 945 nt
Organism: Penicillium atrosanguineum
Lineage: Eukaryota; Fungi; Ascomycota; Eurotiomycetes; Eurotiales; Aspergillaceae
Product: PhzF family phenazine biosynthesis protein
Exons: 1
Coding region: 1-945 (314 amino acids)
Biological process (GO): biosynthetic process
Cellular component (GO): cytoplasm
Molecular function (GO): isomerase activity
Source: RefSeq, a predicted model, not a curated record